AUGGACACAGUUCUGAUAGCAUUGGGCCUGGUAGCGACAUUGCUCGUCUUGGAUUACCUGCGUCUCUCACUAUGGAGUCCUUUGAGGAGCAUUCCUGGCCCAUUCUCAACACGAUCUUCGGGCCUCUACCGUCUGUCCAUGGUCUACAGAGGCAACGCACCUAACAACUAUCGCGAAUUGCACAAACGUUACGGCAAAAUAGUUCGAACGGGCCCUAACCACGUCUCGAUCUCGGACCCUUCUGCUAUUCCCACCGUGUACGGGCUUGGAACAGCUUAUCUCAAGACUCCUUUCUAUUCAACAAUGUCACCAUUUUACAAAGGUUCGACCAUGGAUAGCAUGUUCACCACACGCGACCCUUCCUACCACAAAGCUCUGAAAACACCUGUUGCACAGCUAUUCUCCAUGACCAACAUGCGAAACUACGAAACUUACGUCGACGAAUGCUCUGCCAUUUUUGUCAGAUCCAUGAAAGAUCUACAGGGCCAAUCCUUUGACUUGGCAAUAUGGCUUCAAUGGUACGCGUUCGAUGUUAUCGCUAGCCUAACCUUUCAGCGUCGCUUCGGUUUCAUGGAGAACCGAGUGGAUGUGGACAAUAUGAUCUCGGGCUUGGAUGCUGGCUUGCGCUACGUUGGUGUGAUCGGGCAGUACCCCGGUUGGCAUCGCUUUCUGAUGGGUAAUCGUAUUCUCAUGGAGACACUGGCAACAUUGAUACCAAACCUUCCCGACCCGCUGAACAGAUUCAUGCAGAUUACCGAAGAAGAAGUCCAACGCUAUGACAAUGAGAGCAAGCACGACGGAAGGACAGACUUUCUGUCGCAAUUACGAGCGAAGGAGGCUAAGGAUGGCAAGAUUCCAAACAGGGACAUGAUGAAUCAUUUGUCCAACAACCUACUUGCUGGGAGUGAUACAACUGCAAUCUCGCUCCGAGCGUGCUUCUACUAUAUCAUACGGACACCACGAGUGUACAAGCGACUGGUUGAAGAAAUUGAUGAAGCACAUCACCAAGGCACGCUCUCCGAGUUCAUCACGUACGAGGAAUGUCUAAAGCUGCCGUACUUACAAGCCACAAUCAAAGAAGCAAUGCGGAUGCAUCCUGGAGUUGCGUUUCCUCUAGAAAGACUUGUCCCGGACAAUGGCGCGACGCUUCUGGGUUACCACCUGCCCGCUAGGACAAACGUUAGCAUGUCUGCGCCAGUUAUCCAUUACGACAAAGAAAUAUUUGGCCCUGAUUCACACGAAUUCCGUCCCGAGCGGUGGCUCGAGUCCAACGCGGAGCGAAUGAAGAUUAUGGACCGAGCUCUACUAACGUUCGGUUACGGAGCAAGGACUUGCAUCGGCAAGAAUAUCUCGAUCAUGGAGAUGGGUAAAUUCAUUCCGCAGAUCCUCCGCAAUUUCGAGAUCGAGUGGGCCUCCUCAGAACCGGAAUGGAAGACAUACGCGGCGUGGUUUUGGAAACAAUCAGACAUCAUCGUCAAGUUUUCGGAUCGUCACAAGACCGAUGUAGCUUGA
Cyphellophora europaea CBS 101466 is the source of this 1512-nucleotide messenger RNA. RefSeq lists its product as uncharacterized. Lineage: Eukaryota; Fungi; Ascomycota; Eurotiomycetes; Chaetothyriales; Cyphellophoraceae. The transcript has 6 exons. Gene Ontology annotation, molecular function: oxidoreductase activity, acting on paired donors, with incorporation or reduction of molecular oxygen; iron ion binding; heme binding. Bases 1 to 1512 code for a protein of 503 amino acids. The record is from RefSeq and is a predicted model, not a curated record.